This is a messenger RNA of Aplosporella prunicola CBS 121167, 2376 nucleotides long. RefSeq lists its product as uncharacterized. Lineage: Eukaryota; Fungi; Ascomycota; Dothideomycetes; Botryosphaeriales; Aplosporellaceae. The transcript is spliced from 7 exons. Gene Ontology annotation, molecular function: damaged DNA binding; DNA-directed DNA polymerase activity. The record is from RefSeq and is a predicted model, not a curated record. Gene Ontology annotation, biological process: translesion synthesis. Bases 82 to 2106 code for a protein of 674 amino acids.
CAAACGUGCCCCUCUCUACCCAAAGCACCCUCGCACCGCCCACCCCAACCAACUCUCUCCACUUCCUUCCCAAAAUCCCAAAUGCGGGCUCUAUCCGCCACGCGCGUCGUGAUGCACUUUGAUUACGACGCCUUCUACUGCUCGUGUCUUGAGGCUGACGAGCCCCAGCUGCGCUUCCUGCCGUUGGCUGUGCAGCGCAAGUGCCCACAUCUUCUCUCCCCCUCUCCGUCUGACCAACUGACCCCGGCUCUCACAGAGAAGCAGAUCGUCGUCACUUGCAACUACGAGGCCCGAAGACGGGGCCUGCACAAGCUCCAGCCGGUCAAAGAAGCAAAGCGCCUCUGCCCCGACCUGGUCAUUGUCCUCGGAGAAGACCUGACUCGCUUCCGCGACUAUUCCAAGGCCCUGUACCGUUUCCUGCGACAUUUUUCAUGGAACCGCAAGGUCGAGAGACUCGGCUUUGACGAGGUGUGGAUGGAUGUCACUGACCAGCUCGACUACAACGUCUCGCUGCUAAACCCCAACGACCUGACCAAGUGCUUCUUCCACCUCUCGCGCGAUGACCCCACGAGCGGCUUUGACUUUGAUGCGACCGUGUUCGCCGGCAACACCUGGCCCGCCUCUGAAGACUCGCGUCCAAACGGCCAUGACAUACGUGAGGACCCGCUGCGCCUCCGCCUCCUGUUGGCUUCGAAUUUGGCGCACUAUAUUCGUCGUGAGCUUGAGCAUCACAAGGGUUUCACCGCCACAGCAGGAGUCUCGACGUCAAAGCUGCUUUCCAAGCUCGUCGGUAGCGUCAAAAAGCCAAACAGCCAGACCACGCUGCUGCCGCCGUGCUCGGCGAGAUCCGGCGAUGAGGAUGCAUGUAACACGAUUGCCUUCAUCGACACGCAUGAUAUCGGCAAGAUUCCCGGCAUAGGUUUCAAGAUUGCGGAAAAGCUCCGAGAACACGUGCUUCGGCCGCCACCGGACUUUGACCCGGUGCCGGGCCAGACUGAUAUGAAUCAGGUUGUUCGAGCAAGAGACGUUCGCUUGCAUCCCGGCACUAACGCCGAGGCCCUCGAAAGGCUCCUCGGCGGCUCCGGAUCGCCACGCGGGAUCGGCGUGAAGGUUUGGAAUCUGAUCCAUGGCUUCGACGAUCAAGAUGUUGGACAAGCCAAAGACGUGCCCAGCCAGAUCAGCAUUGAAGACAGCUAUAUCCGGCUAGACAGCUAUAAUGACGUGGUUAAAGAGCUUCGCGCCCUGACGACGAGUCUGUUAAAACGCAUGCGCCUCGACCUCCUCGAGGAGGAAAGCGAGAACAGCAGUGGUGAAAAGGGCCAAUCGGCCCAAUCCUCAACCGCCCAGAAAAACAAAAGAAGAUGGCUUGCCUACCCUCGCACCAUCCGCCUCUCCACUCGUCCGCGCCUCCCCGCAGAUGCAGCCAGCACGAACCAGCACUCGCGCCCUCCGCAGCGCAUCUCCCGCUCCGCGCCACUGCCCUCGUUCGCCUUCAAUCAGAGUGAGGACGUUGACGCUCUGGCCCAACGGCUUGUGACUGAAGCGCUGAUCCCUCUGUUCCGCCGCCUACAUCCCGAUAAGCGCGGUUGGAAUCUCAGCCUCAUCAAUGUUGCAGUGACGAACAUGGCCGGUGCGGCGGCCGAGGGUAAGGAUAUCGGCGGCAUGUUCAAGAGGUUGGAGCGGGAAGACGCAGGAACGGGAGCGGGAGCCGGUGCGUCAUACAGCCGAGACAGGGCGUUAGAGACGGCGCACAAAGAGCAAGCCAAGGCAACGCGAGAGGACGAAGAGGCCUCCGACGUCGGCAUAGACAGCAUAACAUCGACGACGCUCUGUGAUGCAGCUGCUGAAGAAGCGCACGCCUGGCCACGCUCUCUUACUCACCUUACGUCAGACGUGUGUCUCCCUGGCAGCGCCGGCUCGGAAGACGUCUUCACCGCUUCGCAAGCCAGCAACGCCUUUGGCCGUUGGGAAGAAGAUGAUGACGGCAGCAGCGCGGACGGCGGCGGCGACGCGCGCGAGGGCGCGGCAGUCUGCGAGCUGUGCGGCGCGGUCAUGCCGGCAUUUGCGGUGGCGGCGCAUGGGCGGUUCCAUGAGCUUGGGGACUGAGGGGCGGGUGGGGAGGGACCUGUUCGUGCUGUUGUUAGUUAUGUGGCCGGAUUUAUGGUCGUUGAAACGUCCGCGGCUCGGGUCGAUGGCAUAGUUACCCGCAGCUCUAAAUGUAGCUGCAACGAGCUGUUCGCGGUCGAGUUGGCAUACUCCGUACUUUAUUAGGAUUUGGUUUGAUUGCCGUUUGAUUGACAAUUGGGCAUCUACUAUAGGCCUGAGUAUGUCCAUAUUAUUGCGCGACAGAAAUUGACAGGUCUAAAUUCCACCGCG